AUGUCCGUCCUCGCGCCUGAGCCUUCCAAGAUCCUCGGGGAGGAGGACGAGCACCGCUGCGUCCCCGAGCACGCCUUUCACUGCUUCGACACCCUCUACUGUGCCCUCACUUCUCACCAGCCCGUCGAGCCCCAGUUCGCCGAGUGGAAGUGCCCCCUCUUCGUGACUUGGAACACACGCUCGCGCCCCGGACGGCCGCUCAGGCUGCGAGGCUGCAUCGGCACCUUCGUCCCCGUCCCGCUCGCGGAGGGCCUCGCCAAGUACGCCCUCAUCAGCGCGUUCCGCGACGACCGCUUCCGGAAGAUCGAGCUCGGGGAGCUCGAGUCCCUCGAGUGCUCGGUGUCCCUCCUGACCGACUUCGAGGACGCGGACUCGUACCUCGACUGGACCGUCGGCCGCCACGGCAUCUCGAUCACCUUCCCGCACCCGGACCUGCUCCCCGUCGCGCCCUCGCCGUCGUCCGCGCCCUCGCCCCUCGGCUCGACGCCCGCGCGCACGCCGAAGCGGAGCAGCGGCGCGCCGAAGCACACCUUCAGCGCGUGCUACCUCCCGCACGUCGCGCCCGAGCAGGGCUGGGACCGCCUCGAGACGAUCGACAGCGCGAUCCGCAAGGCGGGCUGGGGCGGGCGUAUCUCCGAGGACCUCCGCCGCGCGGUCCGCGUCGUGCGCUACCAGAGCCGCGUCGUCGACGUCAGCUGGAAGGAGUACGCGCAGUGGCGGACCGCGAGCGGGGGUGCGAUGUAG
This is a messenger RNA of Epithele typhae, 744 nucleotides long. RefSeq names its product AMMECR1 domain-containing protein. Lineage: Eukaryota; Fungi; Basidiomycota; Agaricomycetes; Polyporales; Epitheliaceae. The record is from RefSeq and is a predicted model, not a curated record. The transcript is spliced from 3 exons. Bases 1 to 744 code for a protein of 247 amino acids.